AUGCUUCCUGACAGGCCGCACACCGCACUCAGCGGCGGAACGUGGGCGGGGCUCCCCCGCCCCCUCCGGGCAGGGGGCGGGACCGGCGGCAGAGGGCGGACUCCGCCCCGGGGGAGGGGCCGGUCGACAGCGGCGCGUUGCUGUGCCGCACGUGUGCGAGCCCGGCGGCUGGUGAGUCAACCCAAACGCUGCGGGCCCCAGGCGUGGACAGAGCUGCUUAUGUCCAGCUGCCAUCGCAGCUGGUUCUUCCGAGUGACCCUCGCAGCCGCCUCCCUUCUGCGCCGGGAGCAGCGCGCCCGCCCCCUCGCCGCCCGGCCCGCGCCGCGCCCGCGUUCUCAGGCCCUUGGUACCUGCAACAUCACAGAACUAUACUCUGACUUCGUUGUUCAUGAAAUAGGAAAAGAUGGACGGAUCAGCCAUUUGGAUGACUUGUCUGUCCCAGUGGAUGAGGAGGAUCCUUCAGAAGAUGUAUUUACAGUUUUGACAGCUGAAGAAAAGCAGCGUUUAGAAGAGCUCCAGCUUUUUAAAAAUAAGGAAACCAGUGUUGCCAUUGAGGUUGUUGAGGACACCAAAGAGAAAAGAACCGUCAUCCAUCAAGCGAUUAAAUCUCUGUAUCCAGGAUUAGAGACAAAAACAGAGGAUAGAGAGGGGAAGAAAUAUAUUGUAGCCUACCAUGCUGCUGGACAGAAGGCUCUGGCAAAGGUCAGAACUGCAGCAGAUCCAAGAAAACAUUCUUGGCCAAAGUCUAGGGGAAGUUACUGCCACUUUGUACUGUACAAAGAAAACAAAGACACCAUGGAUGCUAUUAAUGUACUGUCUAAAUAUUUAAGAGUCAAGCCAAACAUAUUCUCCUACAUGGGAACCAAAGAUAAAAGGGCCAUUACUGUUCAAGAAAUUGCUGUUCUCAAAAUAACUGCACAAAGACUUGCCCACUUGAACAAGUGCUUAAUGAACUUUAAGCUGGGGAAUUUCAGCUAUCAGAAAAGCCCUCUGAAACUAGGAGAGCUUCAAGGGAAUCACUUCACUGUUGUUCUCAGAAAUAUAACAGGAACUGAUGACCAAGUACAACAUGCCAUGAACUCUCUCAAGGAGAUUGGAUUUAUUAACUACUACGGAAUGCAAAGAUUUGGAACUACAGCCGUCCCCACAUAUCAAGUUGGAAGAGCUAUCCUACAGAACUCCUGGGCUGAAGUCAUGGAUUUAAUAUUGAAACCCCGUUCUGGAGCCGAAAAGGGGUACUUGGUAAAAUGCAGGGAAGAAUGGGCGAAGACCAAAGACCCAGCUGCUGCCCUCAGAAAACUACCUGUCAAAAGGUGUGUGGAAGGGCAGCUGCUUCGAGGACUUUCAAAAUAUGGAAUGAAGAAUAUAGUCUCUGCAUUUGGCAUAAUACCAAGAAAUAAUCGCUUAAUGUAUAUUCAUAGCUAUCAAAGCUAUGUGUGGAAUAACAUGGUGAGCAAGAGGAUAGAAGAAUACGGACUGAAACCUGUUCCAGGAGACCUGGUUCUCAAAGGAGCCACAGCCACCUAUAUUGAGGAAGAAGAUGUUCAUAAUUACUCCAUCCAUGAUGUUGUAAUGCCCUUGCCUGGUUUUGAUGUUAUCUACCCAAAGCAUAAAAUUAGUGAAGCCUACAGAGAAAUGCUCACAGCAGACAAUCUUGAUAUUGACAACAUGAGACACAAAAUCAGAGAUUAUUCCUUAUCAGGGGCCUACCGCAAGAUCGUUAUUCGUCCUCAGAAUGUCAGCUGGGAAGUGGUUGCAUAUGAUGAUCCUAAAAUUCCACUCUUCAACACAGAUGUGGACAACCUAGAAGGGAAGCCACCACCAGUUUUUGCUUCUGAAGGCAAAUACAGAGCUCUGAAGAUGGAUUUCUCUCUUCCUCCUUCUACCUAUGCCACCAUGGCUAUUCGCGAAGUGCUAAAAAUGGAUACCAGCAUCAAGAAGCAGACCCAGCUGAAUACCACCUGGCUCCGCUGAGGCCUGUGCCUCAGACUAGAAAAUGCAGACAGGCGUUUGCUGGCUUCCUGUCCAUGUUUCCCUUAGCACAGACCCAUACGUGGAUUUUGGAUCUUUGUAGUAAAUGAUUAUUUGUAUUUUUUCAAGUUUUUAUUAGCUUUAUUUGCAAUAUUUGUACACAUAUAUAAAUCCUGAGGAUCCUUAUUCUAGUUCAGAGAAUAUAACUUGGUCAGAAUAUAUUUCAGGUGCUUAAAUCAGAGUAAAAUGUCAGCUUUACUGGCUUUCUAAUAAUUAAAAAGGACUUUGGUUUAAAGUAGCAGUUUUAGGUUUUGCUACAUUCUUGAAGGACAACAGGAAUUUUUAACACAUCCAUGAAUAGAGUACACAAUAAUGCAUUUUAAGAGAAAAUGCAACAAAACAUCUUAACUAAAAAUAAAUAAUUAGAGCACCCCCCCCCACCUAUGAAUAUAAAUAUAGUACUCAUGCUUAUUUAAACAAUGACAAAACAUUUAUGGAUUUAUAAACACAGAAGUGAUUGUUGUUAUCUAGCUUAUGUAUCAGGUUCAGGUAAGUGUUUGUAGAUUUUUUAGUUGCAAUAGCUUUUGCAUUUAUAUUGUUGUCUUGCAGGAGAGUUGCAUUGAAAGGGCCUUUUUUCUUGAUGUAAACAUGUGCAACUAUUUUGAUUAGUUAAGGUCUAACUUUUACUCUAGGUGCCUUUUAUGUUCAGAACUCUUUCCACUGGACUGGUAUUUGCCCCAAAAUAAAUGACAGCAGAGAAGAAAACUUGAAACUUGUACAAGGGCUCCUCCUAUCAGCAGCAUUAACUUUGUCACCAACAGCCUAGGUAUUUCCGUUUCUGGCAUUGCAUAAAACUUUUCUCUUGUGUGAGGAUCACUAUACCUUUCCAAGGGUCUGUGACAUAACUGUACCAAUUUUUAUUUUCUAUCAUUUCUAGAACCAAAUAUAAUAAAUAUUUUUAAAAACUUA
Messenger RNA from Hipposideros armiger (great roundleaf bat), 2940 nucleotides. It is a transcript of the gene PUS7, whose product is annotated as pseudouridine synthase 7. Gene Ontology annotation, cellular component: nucleus. Gene Ontology annotation, molecular function: RNA binding; pseudouridine synthase activity. Gene Ontology annotation, biological process: pseudouridine synthesis. The record is from RefSeq and is a predicted model, not a curated record. The transcript is spliced from 17 exons. Lineage: Eukaryota; Metazoa; Chordata; Mammalia; Chiroptera; Hipposideridae. The coding region runs from base 1 to 1974 and encodes 657 amino acids.